AUGGGAAAAGAUAGUAAGGAGGUGAAACAGGAAACGCAGGAUGACUUGGAGGCAAUCACCAAUGACAUAAAGAAGAUGGCCAACAAUGCAAGAAACAAACUUAAGACCAUCGAGAGGAAUCUGGAGUCAGAGGAGCAGGAAAGGGUGUCGGCUGACAUUCGGAUACGUAAAUCACAGCAUGCAGUGCUGUCCAGGAAGUUUGUGGAGGUAAUGACAAAGUAUAAUGAAGCCCAGGUGGACUUCAGGGAGAGGAGUAAAGGACGUAUUCAGAGACAACUAGAGAUCACUGGAAAAGCAACAACAGAUGACGAACUGGAGGAGAUGUUGGAGAGCGGCAAUUCUGCGGUGUUUGCUGCAGGGAUCGUGGAUGCUGGGGUCUCUAAACAAGCUCUGAGUGAGAUUGAAGCCAGACACAAAGACAUUGUCCGUCUGGAAAGUAGCAUCAAGGAGCUGCACGAUAUGUUUGUAGACAUCGCCAUGCUGGUGGAGAGCCAGGGUGACAGUAUUGACAACAUAGAGCAGAAUGUAGCCAAGUCAGAGGACCAUAUAACAGAGGCUAGGGAACAGACCAAGAAGGCUAUAAGGCAUCAGGGCAAAGCACGCAAGAAGAUGAUCAUAAUUGGUGUUGUCUGUGCUGUGGUCCUUGUCAUCCUCCUCAUCAUCAUCCUCACACAGACAGUGUAAAAGGACUGCUGCCAUCAUCAGUUCAUUCGUCCUCCAUCAACUGGCCCAACAAAGAGAAGGCUAAUGCUGAUCACUCUAUAAUGGAUAAGAUAAUAUUUAUAAAAACAGAAGGACAAGUGUUAUAUUUGACCUCUGGAAAAAAGAAGAUCUACAAGACUUGUUAUAAUUAUGCAGACUUUUUAGCCAAUCAGAACCCCCCUUUCUGUCAGUGAGGGUCUGUUUGACCCCACUCUGCUUUGGCAGUUUGAGGAUGCUCUGUUGCACAUGAGGAAAUAAGACUGACGCUGACAUGAGGUGCAAUAGCUGUUGUAACUCUAUGGAGGAGAAAGGAGAAUUGAAAAUUAACUGAUCACUUUAGCGUCACUAAACAUUUCAUUGUCCAACAUUUGAUUUGUUCCUCAUCUGAAAUUGAUUUUAAACGUCCAGUAAGUUGGACCCAUGUGAAGCCCUGUAGAAGCACAUCACCUCCCUUAUCAUAAUUUCUUGCCUUUUUAUGAGCCUUGACACAUUUUGUGAUUUAAAAAAAUAGCUACUGUAUGUUCACUGUAUUGGGUUUGGGGGGGGUUCCAGCACUUUCACAUUUCAAAAUAUGUUUAUUUUUCUGUAAUGAAGCUCAGAUGAUCAUGUGAAUAAUAAUAAUUAUUAUUAUUUGUGUUGUUUAUAUGUAGCCCUUUAUUUGGCUAGUUUCUUUAACUUGAAGAGGAUCGGCGUGCUCACUUGUGAUUCUUCAGUUUGUAGAGCCCAGUGGUUCUGGUGUUUUUAAAUGAAGGAUGAUGCUUGUACAAACAAAUGUUAUGCUUAGGUGAAGCUAAGAUGAGCAAAUAAAAUACAGGUUAGGUAGAUAAACACGCAUCCAGUGCUUUAAGACUUAUCCAAACCCUGCUGCAUCUUGGAGAAAUGCCUGAAUAUUCGUUUAUUUUUGUUAACCCGCUAAAAAGUUGACCAUCUUGACCUCUUACAUAGAGAGCUGAUUCUCUCCUGUUGAAGAGCUGUAAAAACGUUUGUUUUAAUGCCAAUGAGACUUAUAGUGACCCUAGAUAUUUCCAUUUCAGUGCAGAAUAGUCUUAUAAGUAAAUCAUAGUAAUAUAUUUAUUAUACUAUUUAAUGGUGUGAAUGGUCAGUUAGGCCUCCCUGACUGGUCGCACUUCACCAGUGGGAUUAGCAUUUCCUGGCAUAUUCUAGGUGUCCAUAUAUUUCUGCUGUAAAACCACACGUCAGUUGCCAACAUUUCAAACUAUUGCAUUCCAAUACAACAGCCCUGUGAUCAAUCCUAUUCUCGUGAACUUUUAAACGAGUCUGAGUUCAUUGAUACAAAGAGACUAAACUACAUUUCUGAGGAACUGAACCCAACCUUGAAAGAGACCAUUAGGUUGAGUCCACACAUAUCUGCAACAGUUCAAACCGAACCUAUACAUAACUAGAAGGGCAUUUGGAGAACUCAGACCUCUGCCAAGGCUAAAUGUCCUACAUAGCAAUGUUAACCAAAAAAAGAAAAUUAUUUGUAUGUCUGAUUUAAAAAAAAAAAAAAAAAAUGUGUUUACCAAUGUCCAAGCCUUUCACUAAGUUUCCUGAACAUCCAGCCAGCACUUUUUCCAUUGUCUUACUGACAAACAGACAAACAAGCUUGGUGAGAUGAUGAAAAUCAGUACUUAUCUAAACCAAAUGAAGUUGAGAUUUAUUACAGGGCUGUCGAAUGCAUUACUUUUAGCUGAGUGUACCUUAAAACUGGCAACAUAUUGUAUUUCUGGUUUGUCACUAUCAUUUCAUUAGGUGUUUUUAUCUCGGUAGAGUAUCUAACAGAGAGUUUAUUGAACCACCAUGCGCAUGUAAUCACCCAGAGCUUUAAUAUGGCAGUUACAGCAGGUGAUUCAGGCUGUGCACACAGACCAU
Notothenia coriiceps (black rockcod) is the source of this 2574-nucleotide messenger RNA. RefSeq names its product syntaxin 3b (gene stx3b). Gene Ontology annotation, molecular function: SNAP receptor activity; SNARE binding. Gene Ontology annotation, biological process: vesicle fusion; exocytic insertion of neurotransmitter receptor to postsynaptic membrane; intracellular protein transport. The coding region runs from base 1 to 684 and encodes 227 amino acids. Gene Ontology annotation, cellular component: plasma membrane; endomembrane system; SNARE complex. The transcript is spliced from 8 exons. The record is from RefSeq and is a predicted model, not a curated record. Lineage: Eukaryota; Metazoa; Chordata; Actinopteri; Perciformes; Nototheniidae.